AUACAAAUCUCUCUUGCUCCAUUAACUUCUAUUUAUAAAAACUAGUGUAGCUGUUGAAGAAAAACUUCUUUUUCUUUUGAGCAUAUCGGUUCAUACUAAAUGGCUGGUUUUUCAAGAAAUGUGCUUUCUUCUUCACUAGUAGCUGUUCUCUUCUUCCUCCUCUUGAGCUUCUCAGAAGCCAGAGACCAUUUGGUAGGGGGGAAAACUGAUUCUUGGAAAAUCCCAUCUUCUGAAUCAGAUUCUCUCAAUCGAUGGGCUGAAAAAUCUCGCUUCCUCAUUGGAGAUUCUCUUGUGUGGAAGUAUGAUGGGAAAAAAGACUCAGUUUUAGAAGUGAGCAAGAGGGAUUAUGUGACAUGCAACACGUCAAGUCCAAUAGCAGUGCACAAUGAUGGGAAUACAAAGAUAGAGCUAACAAAUUCAGGAGCUUACUAUUUCAUAAGUGGAGCAAAAGGGCAUUGUGAGCAAGGCCAGAAACUGAUAGUAGUGACCUUAUCUGAGAACAACAUGAGGAGAUUCAUGGGUGCACCUGCACCUUCUCCGACAGAAUUUGAUGGUCCAGCUAUGGCUCCUACUAGCAAUUCUGCUACAUUGAAGGCUGGUUUAUUUAUGGGUUUUGGGGUUUUAAUUGGAUUCUUGUUUUGAAGUGAGGGAUAUUAUUCUCAUUGAUUUUAUUUUUAUUUUUUUGAAAUUUUAGAUGAGAGGGAGAGGAUGAGAGAUGGUGAUCUUCUUAAAUAUUCUUUGAUUCAAUUUCUUCUUUAAUAACUUUGGGCAACCUAAGCUUUGUUUGGAAGGAAAAUGAAAAAGCUUUAUUAUUGAUA
Molecule: messenger RNA, 818 nt
Organism: Nicotiana tabacum (common tobacco)
Lineage: Eukaryota; Viridiplantae; Streptophyta; Magnoliopsida; Solanales; Solanaceae
Product: early nodulin-like protein 15
Cellular component (GO): plasma membrane
Molecular function (GO): electron transfer activity
Source: RefSeq, a predicted model, not a curated record